AUGUGGGAGGUGAUCCAAAUGGGCUUCCAGCAAGUCGAAGACGUCCUUGACAGCAUUAACCUGGGCCACUACCGCGACUACUUCAUAGCCAAGGGCAUGUUCUACGGUGCGAAGAUGCGUGCGCUGUCGCGCAAGUUUCUGGAUCUACACAUGCCAGCAAUCACCGACCCAGACGAGAAGGAGCAGCUUCUGGAGGUGUGUGCAACCGCCUGCAAAGACGAGACUAUUCGGCUGUUCCCGUACCGCUACGGCGAUCCUGACAAGCUGCUGUUCGCUUGCCACGAAGGGAGGCGCUUUUUGUCGGAGAAGUAUACUCAAGGCUGGUUUUGCGACAUAUCGAUGAUCUCCCACCCCUUGAUGGUUGAUGCCUACAACAAGUCCCACACGCUGGCUCAAGAGGACAAGCAGUCCAUCCAAGCCUACGACUCCUGGGUCUUCGGCGCUGACUCCGCUGGCCGGCUCUACCUCUUCCCGCAGAGCGACUCCCAGGUGCCGCCAUGUGUUCGGAGCUCCCGGCUCCACAACCUCUCCGUGUUGGAUGCGGCCGUGGACUGGAGCGCCAUGCGUUCCGUGUCGGUCGGCAUGGAAGGGACUAUGAACUUCUACAAUCUUGGGAAUGACGCGGUGGAGCACACGCUGCAUGUUGCGGCUGCCUGCAGCCUGUCUGCGUCCAAGGACUUCUGGAGCGCCUUGGAUGCGGACUUCGAACUGGGAAAUAUGGCGACGGGCCUUUCCAGUGGCCAUCUCCAGCUGGUGGACCUGGAGCUCGCGAAGCCAGUUUGCAUGAUCCCGUGCCACUCUGCGAUGGUGCGGAAUGUCAAGGCGGACUGGACGACAGGUGAAGUCGUGUCUUGCUCCUACGAUGGCUUCAUCAACCUCGUUGAUGCGCGCACCACCAAGACGAUUCGCAACCUUAAAGGGAAGGGCCAGUGGGAUGCCAUGGAUGUCUGCUUCGACAAGCAACUUGCCCUUGCCGCCUCCAAGUUUGAGCCUGCAACCACCCUUUGGGACCUCAG
Symbiodinium sp. CCMP2456 is the source of this 1016-nucleotide messenger RNA. The record is from the annotation of a GenBank genome assembly. NCBI's taxonomy places the organism in Eukaryota, Dinophyceae, Suessiales, Symbiodiniaceae.